Xylaria bambusicola is the source of this 1098-nucleotide messenger RNA. RefSeq lists its product as uncharacterized. The record is from RefSeq and is a predicted model, not a curated record. Gene Ontology annotation, biological process: regulation of DNA-templated transcription. Bases 1 to 1098 code for a protein of 365 amino acids. Gene Ontology annotation, molecular function: sequence-specific DNA binding; zinc ion binding. The transcript is spliced from 3 exons. Lineage: Eukaryota; Fungi; Ascomycota; Sordariomycetes; Xylariales; Xylariaceae.
AUGAUCCCACCUAGCGACGUCAAGCGGGUGUCGAAUGAAGUCGCGAAUGGCCCGCGUCAGUCACUCCCGUCCAUCUCGGAGGUGUUUUCAACCGGCAAGCCGAAUCACUAUUCGCCUACGACACCAAGCACGUUGGCUGGCUCUACCAAUCUCCCUCUCCCAUUUACAUCCGUGGGACCGCCGCCAUCACAACAGCGACCCGAACCCGGGCCGGAGCCCCGGCCAUUACCGCACGAUGACAAGUAUUAUCGGUACCCGCCACGCCACGACUCGGGCUCCUCUCAAGCACCAGCACCUCAGCCUUCAUAUUCCUACCCCGAGCGUCGUGACACUCCUAAGGCGCCAGAACCUGCUCCAAGCAGCAGUCACUUGAAUUCUCAGCCUCCUCCACCACCUCCUAUGCCAUAUCCUCCAGGACAACUGCCGCUUUCAGCAGCCCCGGCCCCGACUAGGGACCAUCCUCUCCCACCCUACGAUACGCAUCGCCCACCUCCUCCGCCGCGCGCAGAUGAUGAAUAUGGGAUGCAUCGAGCUCGUUACGAUACAGCCUUGAAUCGACACUUCGAGGCAUGGGGCUACGCAGACUGCUUGAACAAGAUUGCCUGGAACGCUAAUACUGUUCGUAACUUUGCCGAGGCCUACAUAAAAGUUGCGUCGGAGCAACAUGGUGGCCAACCCAUCCCUGAGCGUCUACCUAGUGAAAAGGAAGUCAGUGAACUUAUCGACAUAUCAAUUUGGCUGAAGAGUCAGUUGGAGAACGUUCGUGACAUUGUACAACAUAGUAUGGCGGAGAAGGCACGGGACAGCAACCGUAACGAUGGCACGAGCUACGAUGGUGAUGAUGACAUCAGCAUGUAUGGCGACAAUGUGAAGCCGUCAGCAUAUGGCCUGGGAGAGUCCAAGAAACGACGAGGGCGCGCCGCACCACCUGGACGCUGUCAUAGCUGCAAUCGUAUAGACACGCCGGAAUGGAGACGAGGGCCCGACGGCGCAAGGACGUUAUGUAAUGCGUGUGGACUUCAUUACGCCAAGCUGGAGCGCAAACGACAAAUGGAGCAACGAUCGAUCCGUCCCAAGGCUGUGGAAGAAAGGCCUUGA